Messenger RNA from Fonsecaea erecta, 858 nucleotides. RefSeq lists its product as hypothetical. The transcript has a single exon. NCBI's taxonomy places the organism in Eukaryota, Fungi, Ascomycota, Eurotiomycetes, Chaetothyriales, Herpotrichiellaceae. The record is from RefSeq and is a predicted model, not a curated record. The coding region runs from base 1 to 858 and encodes 285 amino acids. Gene Ontology annotation, molecular function: hydrolase activity, acting on ester bonds.
AUGAGGUCUAUUGCUGUCAAAAAGAUCGUUCUGUUUGGUGAUUCACAGAUUGAGCAAAGUUCCAACCAAGCUGGUGGAUUCAACCUUGCACCGGCGUUGCAGCACGAAUACUGGUCCAAGUUACAGGUCGUGACACAUGGAUACGGCGGGUACAACACGGAACAUGGACGCCAUAUCGUCGACGCUAUUCUCCAGGCAGAGGCACCGGUAGCGAGGCAAUCCACGCACACUCGCAAUGUCAGGAUCAAGUUGUUAGUGAUCUUCUUUGGCACGAACGAUGCGGCAGAUCCCAAUCACAACACACUUUCACAAAGCGUGCCCGUCGAGAGAUACAGGGAAAAUCUUUGCUUUAUGGUAGCAGCAGCCAAGCGACAGGGAGUUGAAGCCGUGAUUCUCGUAGGACCUGCACCAGUCAACGAGCUCGCACCCGAAGCCCCACUAGAUCGAGAUACCAAGAGGGCAAGACUGUACUCGGACGCCGCGGCAGAGGUCGCCAGGCAUUUGGGAAAGCAGAACAAUGUCGCAUUCGUUGAUCUGUGGAAUGCCUUUAUGGAUGCUGCAGGGUGGAUGGAAGGACAACCUAUUCCCGGGCGGAGGGAAUGCGUUGGAGGCCUUCAGCUAAAUUCAUCAUCUCAAGCCCUCGCCACUUCUGGACCGCUUGCCGAGUUAUUGGCCUCGGAUGGUGUCCAUUUUACAGCAAAGGGAUAUCGUAUCUGGUACAACUUACUGCUGCAGACUGUUCGCGACCAGUGGCCGGAGCUCAGGUCUGAGAAUCUGAAGACAAUUUUCCCACACAUUUUUGACAUAGAUUCGACCGACCUGCCGUCUUCACUAUGGCAGCAUUCAGAGGAAGACUGA